Naegleria gruberi is the source of this 1637-nucleotide messenger RNA. RefSeq lists its product as uncharacterized. Gene Ontology annotation, cellular component: early endosome; recycling endosome; WASH complex. Gene Ontology annotation, biological process: retrograde transport, endosome to Golgi; exocytosis; endocytic recycling. Bases 66 to 1601 code for a protein of 511 amino acids. The transcript is spliced from 2 exons. Gene Ontology annotation, molecular function: actin binding; alpha-tubulin binding; gamma-tubulin binding. The record is from RefSeq and is a predicted model, not a curated record. Lineage: Eukaryota; Heterolobosea; Eutetramitea; Acrasida; Naegleriidae.
CAAUACCUCAUAUUUAUGAAUUUCCUGUUGUUUACCAACAAAACAGGAUUGAAAAUAUCCAACAAAUGUUGGAUUCCUUGGAACACCUAGAAAGAAUUAGUGUAUCUGUAUUCCAGAAAAUAACUGACAAAGUCACCGAGCAAAGAAAUACUCUUCAAAAAGUGCAACAACGUGCUGCUGUUUGCAAAAAAGCAGUAGAAUGGGUACAAAAAGAGAGGAAGAAUGAAGCAACCAGAGUUCUCAGUAGCCCACACUACCCAGACAAGGAUAUCAGUAAUGUAGAAUAUUCACCAACCUUUGCAGCUCGUGACAGAAUUGGGAUUCAACAAAUGGAGUUUCACAAGUUUAAUCCUGGUCCGAACAAUAUUCUUUUCAAUCAUAAAUUAUAUAAUCCUAUUGAACAUUUCGAAAAGUCUCCUACAAGGCAAAACAAACAAUCACACAACAAAAUUCCAAAGAAAUUAGAUGAAGGAGUAGGUAAACUACCAUUCAAGAAUGUACAAUCUGUUAGUGAAUUACUUUGUUUUAAUACCAAUAUGAAUGUUUAUCACAAGUAUCAUGGUGCCGAUCCUCUUCAGGCAAAUUAUCAUACCACAAUGAUGAUGAUGGCCAUGGAAGGAACAUCAAACAAAAACGAUAAGAAUCAUGACUUUGCCUCCGCUAACAAUUUAUAUAUUGAUCCAGCUCCUCCUUCUCUGUCCAAAGAUUCUAUCUAUGAUAUGUAUUGGGGAAGUUCGGCAAGUCAGGAACAAAACAUUAAGGCAUUUGCACCUACAAGAAGAGAAUUGCCAAUGUUUGAAUUUCCUUCCAAUUUAGGAUUACCAAAUAUUGUGGAUACAGCCCAGUGGGAUUUAUCUUUAGAUAAUAUGCCAUCCAUUGCUCCUUCUUCUCUACCUUCAUUAGAUUUAGGAAAUAACAAUAGUACAACAUCUCUCAACACAAAUGCAGUUCCAUCUUCAAUUGAUCCAACAUCUUCAUCAAUACCAUCUGUACCAACAAAUGUACCACCACCUCCUGUUACCUCUACAGGCGUUGUACCACCACCUCCUGUCACUAUGGGUAAUGUACCACCACCUCCUGUAAUGUCAUCUAGUAGUGUACCACCACCUCCAAGUGGCGUACCUCAACCACCUUCUAUUCCGAUCGUAACACCAAGUGCAGAAGGUACUGGUGAUAAUGAUACAGAUGAAAAUGAGAAUACAGAAAGUGGAGGAGGUGAUAGAAGCGAUCUUUUGGCUUCUAUUAGAAAUUUCUCAAAGAACAAACUUAAAAAAGCCAACAAAAUUCGUGAUAAGGAAUCCUCCAAAGAAGCUUCUGCUCCUCAAAAGUCUUCAGGUGGUGACAUGAUGACAGAUUUAUUCAGAAAAAUUGGGUUAAGAAGAAAUGCCAUUGAGGGAAGUAAGGAUGAAAAAAAACCAAAGAAGAAAAAGAAGGAAAAGAAACCAGAAGAACCUAUUCCACCAGUCCCAACUCCAAAUCUUACCCCAAACUCGACAGCACCAGAUUCUUCAGCUGCUACCGAAUUGCCUAAAAUGCCCCCUCCACCAAAACGUCCACAAUCAGAAGAUGACUCUGAUGGAUCCGAUGUGGAUAGUUGGUAAUUUUCAUUAAAAUUUUUCAUUUAUAUUUUUGGCGCC